Messenger RNA from Plasmodium vinckei vinckei, 3918 nucleotides. Its product is annotated as conserved Plasmodium protein, unknown function. NCBI's taxonomy places the organism in Eukaryota, Apicomplexa, Aconoidasida, Haemosporida, Plasmodiidae. Bases 1 to 3918 code for a protein of 1305 amino acids. The record is from RefSeq and is a predicted model, not a curated record. The transcript has a single exon.
AUGGAGAUUAAGGGGAUAAAAAAACAAGGUGAAAAUAAUAAUAAAAAUUUUGUUGAUACCAUAAAAGAAAAUAUAAAAAAGAAUCCUGAACAACAAUUGCAUAAUAUUCCGAAUGAAAAUACAAUUUGCAUUACUAAUAAAGAUAUGCAGCCAGAAAAAAUAAAUUAUUAUGAACAUGUAAAUAAAAAACCUAUUGAUUUGGGCAUACUCGAUUCAUAUAUAAAUAAUAAUUAUGAUGAUUUUCAAAUUGAUGAUUAUGAAACUUUACCCUCAGAUAAUUGCUCUAUUAAGGAAUUAAUUAAUGAAUUGAUAAAUAAUUGUAACAACAUAUUUGACAAUAACAUUAAAAAUAAAAUUACUUAUAAUUUUCCAGAAGACAAUGAUUCAAAAGAUUCAAACGAUUCAAAAGGUUCAAAGUUUAUUGCAGAAAGUUUAACCAAUGAAAUUGUAAAAUAUGGGAGUUAUAAUUAUAUUGCUAAUUCUAUAGAUGAUAAAGAUAUAGACAUGUCCGUGAAUAAUGCAACUGAUAAUAUUGGAGAUAGUGCAUUACCUUAUCAAACUGAUGAUUGUAAAAAAGAUAACUUUUUAAAUAGUUAUAAUGCAUUAAAUGAAUAUAAAGACAAUAUAAUUUUUACCAAGAAAAGUAAAAAUCAUUACCCUAAUUGUAAUACAUCAAUUUAUAUGGAAAAUCCAUUUUAUGAAUUAUGUAAUAAAAAAAUGGUGAAGCCAUAUUUAACUUCCUAUACAAGCUUAAAUUUAUACCCUCAAAAAAAGUUAUGUCAUUUAUUAUUAAAUAAUGUAAUUAUAAAAAAUCAAAUACAAAUCAAAUGCAAUAAGAAAAACAGUGACCCUCCCUUUUAUUUUAAGAUUACGAAAAAGAGCAUGCCAAUCUUACAUACGAGAAUCUGCAGAAAAAAAGAAAAAAACAAAUCAAAACAAACAAAAAUAAAUUAUUAUGCCAAUAAACAUUUUAAUCAAUGUGAUUUGUCUAAUGUUGAAAAUUGCUCAGAUCAAAAAACAGAACAAGAAAAAUAUAAUACUUUUGAUAUUUUAAAACUUGAAGCUAAUCAAAAUGGUAAUCAAAAUGCUAACAUUUCUAACGAACAUAAAAUGGUUACAUGCAUAAAAAAAAAUAUAGAUCGACAAAGUGCCAUGAAAGGUUCUUUAAAUAUUAAUGAAAAGAUAAUAGAUAUUUUAUAUGACAAUGAAAAAUUAGAUAGUGAUGGUGUUUUAAAAAUUAAGCCAAGCAUUCGUAAUGGUACUUCUUUUUAUAAUAGUGAUCAUAGUAGAAAUAGUAGUAAGCCGAAAAUUUUGAAAGAUGCCAAUGUGUGUGAAAAACAGAAAAUAGGAACAUCUAAUGAUAAGCAUGAUGAAUCAAACAUAGAAAUCCUUUUAAAAAAAGUAAAAUUAAAAAAACGCAAAAAUAAGACAUAUAUUUAUUUUUAUGCAGAAAAUAAUUUUAAAAUUUGUAAAUUAAAAAUCGAACCCGAUAUAGUAAAAAGAAGCUGCAAACUGUUUAAAAAUAUAGAUCUAUCUAAAAAUAAAAAAUGUAUUUUUACUAUUAAAAAAGAUAGAAUAGUAAAAAGAUUUAUAAAAAUCUCGUUAUUAAAUAAUAACAAUUUUGCAAACAAUACAAAUUGUGAAGAUAAAAUUAUUUCACACUUGAGCAUUCAAAAUAAUAGCAUAUGUGAAAUAACUGAUAAUAUAUUUAAUGUAUCAAACUUUUUAAUUCUUUUUACAUUAAUAAAGAUUAAAUCUAAAAUUUAUAUAUGUGUAAACGAAAUUAAUAAUAUAAAAAUAAAAAUAAAUGACAUAAUUAAACAUAUUGAUAAAAAUAUAAAUGAAAUAGCUAAUAUUAUUACUGACUUAAAGAAUCUAUAUAAUACUAAAAAUACAUCAGAAAAUAUUAAGCUAGAAAACUUAAUGAUUAUAUUUUUAAAAAUUACAAAUAUUUAUAGUAGUACUUCGGAAAAUGUAAAGUCCCAAUAUAAUGAAUUUAGUUCUAUUCAAUACAACAAUGAAAUAAUUCAUAGCUACAUUUUUUUUAUCAAAAAAUUUGAUAAAUAUAUAAUUACUAGUGUUAUGGAUAUACAAAAUAUUUACACUAAAAUUAAGGAAAUAAUGAAAAUAAAACAAAAUGAUAAUUUUUUUUGUCUUUCCUUUUAUAGUGACCUAAUACAAUGUUUAAUGACCCACUAUCAGAAAAUAUCAAUCUUUAGAAAAAUAUUAGACAUAUAUUUAAUAGAGUUAAAAAAUUUUAAAAAGUAUCAAAAGGAAUAUACAAAUAAUAAACUUCAUUUUAUAGCUAGCUCAAAAUGUCCAUAUAAUCUUCUUCUUUUUUCAUUUGGAAUAAAAUGUAAAUGGCUAUCAGAAAUAUGUAUAAGACAUAUAUGCAACAAUUUUAAUCUUAACGAGUUUGAUAAGGAAAAAAAACUAUAUUUUUCUUUCUUAAGUGAAAAAAUAAAAACAAAAAUUUUAAAUAAAUUUAAAGAAAGUAACAACAAUGAUGCAUAUAAAAAAUUAAAAGAAAUCCAAUUUCAUGAAUCCUUAGAUAUACUUAUAAAUAAUUCAACAAACAAUUCCGAUAAUUCUUCUUUUAUAAAUACAAGUAACCAACCAUUGGAUAUAGAAAAUAUGACUGACCUGUUCAAAACAAAUAAUACAUUGGAAUUUGUAAAAAAUGUGCGAACAUUUUUAGAAAGAAAAAAUGGCACAUUACCUUUGCUUAAAGAAAAUAAACAUGAGCAUAUGAAAAUAAAUAAAAACAUUACAAGCACGAGAAAAUUAAUAAUAAACAAAAAUAGUUUUUUAACGAACCAGUUAAAUGAAUAUAGUAUCAAGGGAAAUUGUAAAGAUAAGACAAAAGCAGAUAAAAAAGAAAAAAAUGACAAAAUCCAAAAUAGUAACAAUAAUGAUAGAUCUAUCAAAUGUGAUGAAACAAAAAUGAGCUCUAAUUUAUCAGACAAAGAAAACCCUCCAAAACUAGCACAAACUAAUAAAAAAGAUAAAAUAAAAAUUGUUGAAAAUAUUAAAAACAUAAAAAAAAUAGAAAAAAAAUACAAACAUAUGCAAGAAGUUAAAAAUAAAGAAAAAUUUAAAAUAACCUUAAAUGAAUUAAGGUUAAAAAAAAUCACAAAAAGAAAUAACAUCAAACUUUUAAAAUCGAGGUUAUUAAAAAACAAAAAAAAAAUCAGUGUGCCACGUCGUGAUAUGAAAAAUGAUACUAUAGACAAGGCUUCAGCUAAUUCAAAAAUAAAUUAUAAAUCGAAGAUAACAAAGAUUGUAAAAUAUACACAUUUACUCAAAGCUAACAAUUGCAAAGUUAUUAAUGACGAUAAGCUUAAGCCGUCAAAUUGUGAAAAUACAAAAUCGCUAUAUAAUGAAAUAAUUAAAGGUAAUUCUAUUGAUAGAGAGACAAACAAAUUGAGUGCCCCUUUAAGAAAUAAGGGAAAGAAAAAUAGUCAUAUAUUUUUGAAUAAAUACGAAAAAGAGUGUAUAAAGAAUAAAAAUAUGAGCAAUUCAGAACAAACUAACCAUUAUUCAAAAUCUGAAAAAAUAAACUCUGAUAUUAUACACAUAAUUAAUGAAUCAUAUCGUGGAAUACAAAAAGUUAAUAAUAAAUAUAUUUAUAUGGAAAAAGAUUAUAAUAAAAAUGUAGAAAACGAUAUCAAAUUAUUAGAAAAUUCAAUAUAUUCUAAUAUAUUUUAUGAUAAAAUAAAUGAACCAAAUUUUUCAGAAAAUAAAUUUUUUUUUAUAACACAAAUGGAUAAUAGUAGCAAAAAAAUAAAACCCAGUAAAAACAGCUGUAAUACCAUUAUCUCUACACAAACAAGUUGUAUUAAAAAUUCAAAAAAUAAUAAUAUUGCAUCUAACAAAAUUAUCAAAUAUAAAUUAUCGGAUUACUUUCAAAAAAAUUAA